UAACCUAUGGCAUCAUCCUCUUCAGCCCUCCUUCUGGGGGAUUCAGCUGCCUUCACUGCGGCCCUCCGAACUCUCAUCAACAACCCACAGUUCAGUGAUGUAACAUUCUUGGUUGGUGGAGAGCAGCAGGAAGUCUUUGCCCAUCGCUGUCUCCUUUCUUGUCGCUGCCAGGCGUUCCAUGCAAUGCUGAGCCAGCCCCAGGAGACCCAAGCCCCACUUCUCCUGAGCCAUGUACAGCCAGAGGUGUUCCUUGCAGUCAUUGAGUACCUGUACACUAAUAGUGUCACCCUCAACAACGGCAUUGCCCUGGAGGUGCUGACGUCAUCCAUGGAGUAUGGACUGAAUGACCUCAGAAAGCUGUGUGUUGAAUUCAUCAAAGAUUCGCUGACUGUGGAGCAGGCCUGUGAGGCUUUACAGGCAGCAGUAGCAUAUGGGCAGAUGGAUCUCCAGACACAUUGCCUGGCUUUCAUCGAGAACUGUACCCGGGAGGUGGUGCACACACGUGGCUUCUUGGAGCUGUCCGAAUUGGCCAUGCAAACUAUCUUGCAGAGCAACUGCCUGGCUAUUGAUGAGGUGGAGCUGAUUCAUGCUGUUCAGGAAUGGGCUCAUGUAGGCUCUGCUGUGCUCGGACGUCCAGUGCGUGAUGUGGCAGAGGGAGUUGUACGUGAGCUACGUCUAGCUCUGCUGUCACCAAGUGAGCUGACUACCCUGGAGAAGGAGAAUACAAAGGACCAGAUGAUUCCAAUAGAGAGUUUGGCUGAGGCCUGGAAGAUGCAUGCCUUAUGGAAGGGGCAUGGAACACGAUCCUGCCUGUGCCGUCGGCGGCGUGGCACAUUGCCCCGGGAACAUCAUCGCCACCUUGACCCACAGCAGAAGUGACUCUGGGAUUCAUAGAACAGUGCUUCAAUGCCCAGCGCAAAGAACAUUAUGAUUCUGAGCCAGGAACUGGCUGCUGUCAAUUGGCUGCCUCAGUUACAUCCUGCUUGCAGACUGAGUCCAGUUGGCAUAAAGAGUUCCUGGUGUGCGAGAGAAGAGGCCUAAUUUCCAUCAAAGUUUGGGUUGGCUAAAAGUGCUCUCAUGUGACACUCCCUCAUCCGUCCUACAGGAGUCCAGAAGAAAGAUCUGAGGCACAAAAGACAUCUACUUCCCAUCAAAAGGACCAGUGAACUUGACCUGGUAUGAGACUGCUUUGCAUGCUGUUCAUUUCCCCAGUACCAACAUGUUUGUCCCCAAAGACCAGGGGUUAAUGGGAUCCGUGCUCAUGAUUUGAAAUCUCGGCAGUGGAUGGAAGACCCUGAAGGUGCUCUUGCAUUGAAGGUGCACAUUUUCUAAAUAGAUAAAUAGUGCCGGCGCUGGAAUAGAAAAUGAGGCC
Molecule: messenger RNA, 1372 nt
Organism: Gekko japonicus
Lineage: Eukaryota; Metazoa; Chordata; Lepidosauria; Squamata; Gekkonidae
Gene: BTBD19
Product: BTB (POZ) domain containing 19
Exons: 8
Coding region: 7-879 (290 amino acids)
Molecular function (GO): protein binding
Source: RefSeq, a predicted model, not a curated record